This is a messenger RNA of Musca domestica (house fly), 1243 nucleotides long. Its product is annotated as epidermal growth factor-like protein. The record is from RefSeq and is a predicted model, not a curated record. The coding region runs from base 149 to 1105 and encodes 318 amino acids. The transcript is spliced from 3 exons. Lineage: Eukaryota; Metazoa; Arthropoda; Insecta; Diptera; Muscidae.
UUUUUUCUUCUGUUGAAGAGAGCUUCAGCUGUAUCUCUCAUUCUAAAUGCUAUGCGAAAAAAUUGUCUUAGCUUUAGUUUUAAUUUAGCCAUAUAAACGAAAAGAGGCAAGGGUUAUUGUACGAAAUUCUGAAAAUCAAAAUUGAAAAAUGAUUGAAGUACAAAAAAUUGUAAUCGCAAUUUCCUACCUCCUGCUUCUGCAAAAAAUUUACAACGUUUCAUCUAUGAUGGAUGAGACGGAAUUCGCGGCAUAUAAUUCACAUAUAGAAAAUGAUUAUCAUGAAGAUGAAGACCUGGACGAUCAAGACUCCUAUAAGUUUGAAAGAUUGGAGAGAAGGGCUUUGUAUAUGGUACCCAAUGAGAAUCAAUGGCGGGAUGGUAGUCCAAUUGACCCGCCACUGACCAAGGAGGAGUGUGGCACCCACGGGGAUCAUAUGCAGUUGAUAUAUGUACCGACCGAAGCUGUGGACAAGUAUUCCUGGGUCAUUAAAAUGACCGAAGACAAGUCCCAACGUGUUACACCCAUUAAGGUUUGCUGCCCCGGCUAUGGCCUGCUACGUUGGCGAGGAGAACGCCGUUGCAUUCCCGUCUGUGAGAAAUGUCGCAAUGGCCAAUGUGUGGCGCCCAACGUGUGUGAGUGCUAUGACGAAUAUGUGCGCAACGACAGCGGAGAUUGUGUUUUCAUUUGCCCUUUGGGAUGUCUGAAUGGCCGGUGCUAUUUAGAUGGCAGUUGUGAAUGUGAACCAGGUUAUAAGCUGGACGAAACACGUGUUUAUUGCCGUCCAAUUUGUAGCAAAGGCUGCGGUACAGACCCAUUACACAAUUGUACCGCUCCUGAGGUGUGUGGCUGUAUUGAGGGCUUCACGCUGACAGAUGGUGGUUGUAAGCCGGUGUGUGAGCCCGAAUGCGGGCCGGGCGGUGAGUGCCAGGCUUUUGGUGUAACACGCAUGUGUGUGUGCAAUCCCGGCUAUAGGCUGCAGGAUGGGGUUUGCCAAUCGGAUUGUUAUCAGUCAUGUGCCAAUGGCAUUUGUUACAACCGCAAUAGAUGUAUCUGUAAGCCUGGCUUUGUGUAUCACGAACGUACAAAAAAUUGUAUACCCCAGUGAAAAGAAAAAGUGAUUCUGCAGAGAUAUGUUUCACAGAAGUGGGACAUAAUUAUGAAUUUCGUAGUUUAGGUAAAAUUUUUUAAGAACUUCAAAUUUAGUGGAAAUAAAAAACAAGGAAAUAUAUUAUUUUUUAAAAAA